AUGGUCGCAGAUCUCCCGCUCACCACCAUUCCUCCAUCGAGGCCACACACACAUACCGUCAUAUUGCUACACGACAACCGCAUUUUCGCGCGCGACACCGUCAACCAACUUCACGAAGCUACUGACCUUUCAUGGCGAUCCAUUAUCCAAAACUUUGCCUCGACCAGGUGGGUGUUUCCCCAAGCUCCUACCGACGAACCCCUCAUACCAUCUGUCUUGUCCAUCUCCACGGGAAUACAGCAUGGGGUACACAGAGGCCAGCCAAGCUGGUGGAGAGGAGAUAUGAAUGACGGUGACGAAGAACGGCGGCUGCGAAACAUGCUGCCCGGACUAAGGGAGAGAAUUCGAGAGCUACAAAAGGUCAUACGGAACGAGGUUGUGAUGCUGGGCGGCCGCUGGGAUAGGAUCAUCUUCGGCGGGAUCGGCCACGGUGCAGGUAUGGCGCUGAUGGCGCUGAUGAGUCUGGAGGGUGACUCUUCAAUGGAUGUGGAUGGCAGCAGACCUCAGCGGCUGGGCAGCUUCGUGGGGAUAUCAGGACAGAUACCCGUGUCCGACAUACGACUCUCUUCGACACAGCAGCUUUUCAGUCCAAACCACAUUUCGCCCACGGAAAACCAGGUGCUGAAGAAGACGCCUUUGUUGCUGCAGUACUGUAGUAAUGGUGGGGAGGCGUACGUGGAGCAGGGCAGAACAUUCCGAGAGGUGGUUCUCGAGAGCGGCGUGGAGGAUGUUUGCUGGAAGGAGUACGAGGAUGCGUUUCCUUUUUUGAAUUCGCCGAGAGGGGUGGAAGAUAUGAAGGGAUUUUUCAGGGACAAGAUGAAUAUGCGGCCGAACUGGUGA
Messenger RNA from Trichoderma breve, 840 nucleotides. RefSeq lists its product as uncharacterized. Gene Ontology annotation, biological process: protein depalmitoylation. Gene Ontology annotation, molecular function: palmitoyl-(protein) hydrolase activity; carboxylic ester hydrolase activity. The transcript has a single exon. Bases 1 to 840 code for a protein of 279 amino acids. Gene Ontology annotation, cellular component: cytoplasm. The record is from RefSeq and is a predicted model, not a curated record. NCBI's taxonomy places the organism in Eukaryota, Fungi, Ascomycota, Sordariomycetes, Hypocreales, Hypocreaceae.